AUGGGAGGCGACGGCAAGUUGGGUGCCGCCGAGGCCGCCGUCUGCUGCAUGUGCGGCGACCAUGGCCUCCUGCCGGAGCUGUUCCGCUGCGCCGCCUGCUCCUUCCGCUCCCAGCACACGUACUGCACGGAUCGGUACCCCAAGGCGGAGGCGUACGGCACAUGCAACUGGUGCCUGAGGGCAGGGCAAGGAAGCGGCGACGGCGGCGGCGCCGAUCCUAGCCCGGUGAUAUCCACCUUCAAAGUGCCCGGCCGGCCUGUGCCGGCCGCUGACCGCAUGGAUGUCCCGGCUUGCAGCGGUGGCAGCAGAUCGAUGCCGGGGAAGGUCGCGGCUCGCGGCGACUUCGCCGCGGAGUUGAACAAGCCUAUCAAGAAGCAGCAACACCGGCGGCGGCUCCUGCUGCAGCGGUCAGCGUCUGACCUGAGCAGUGGCGUCCGUGCCAACCGCGGCGCCGGGCCGCCCUCUCCCGGCGUCGCCCGGGGAAGACCGAGGGUUCGGAGGUACAAGCUCUUGGAAGAGGUCAUCAGUAGCUAG
Molecule: messenger RNA, 534 nt
Organism: Triticum turgidum subsp. durum (durum wheat)
Lineage: Eukaryota; Viridiplantae; Streptophyta; Magnoliopsida; Poales; Poaceae
Source: the annotation of a GenBank genome assembly